Messenger RNA from Cordyceps fumosorosea ARSEF 2679, 1473 nucleotides. RefSeq names its product COP9 subunit 3. Gene Ontology annotation, biological process: ubiquitin-dependent protein catabolic process. Gene Ontology annotation, cellular component: COP9 signalosome. NCBI's taxonomy places the organism in Eukaryota, Fungi, Ascomycota, Sordariomycetes, Hypocreales, Cordycipitaceae. The record is from RefSeq and is a predicted model, not a curated record. The transcript is spliced from 3 exons. Bases 1 to 1473 code for a protein of 490 amino acids.
AUGGACCACGCGCUCGUGAUUCUCAACUCCCUAGCAGACCCCGGCCCCCGCGGAGGCGUCAAGAAUCGCGAUGCCGAGAUCAGAGGAUACCUGGCCCAGGCAACCGCCAUCCCCAAGUCUGCCAGGGAAGCCUUGGGUGCCGACCCGCGACGAGCAUUGGAGGUAAUCGAUCCCUCUCGAAACUCGAUCGGAUGCUUGUUUCUACUCGACACCAUCAUAGCCUCUGGGAUGGAGCACGUCGAAAGACAGGUGCUGUUGGACAAGAUUGUGCACUUCUUCACAAGCUUCGACCCCGUUCAGAUCCGAUAUGUCGGCGCCAUCUUUCGAAAUUUUCUAGACUUUGCCCUUUCUGGUGGCCUUUUUCCCCCCGCCGUUACCGUCGAACUCCUGGCGACAGCCAUCCUCCGCAUCGACCCGACAGGAAGCCUGUUGACGUCGACACACCUGCUUCUCGCCAAAAUAGCUGUCGAGUCAAACAUAUUGGAACCAGCACUCGAGGUUCUGGACAAGGAAAUCACUUGCUAUCCGACCACGUUGUCUGGCCGGGAAACGCGAGACUGGCGAAGGCUGUGCGACCCCUCCCUCCCUCCCACUUUGUACAUCUCCACAGCAACCGGUCUCACAGACGGCCUCAAGAGCAGUUCCGUUCUGGAAUACAACUUUCUCAGGUCUCUUGUGUAUUCUAGUCGACGAGACUGGAGCAAGGCCUUUGCGGCUCUGGAACAAGUCAUCACACACCCCACCAAAGAUCGGGGGGUGAGCAAGGUCAUGACGGAGUGCCACAAAAGAUGGCUCCUUGUCGGGCUUUUGAACUCCGGCCAGGUACAUUCACUACCUUCUUACACCUCACAGCAGCCCGUGGCAUCAUACAACUCGCUCAGCGCUGAAUACAAAGAACUUGCUAGCCGUUUUGUCGCACCUAGCGCCAAGGGCUUGAAAGAGUGUGCAGAGACGAAUGCAGGAAUAUGGCAACAAGAUGACACUACAAGUCUAGUUGCCGAAGUAUUAUCCUCAUUCCAAAAAUGGGAGAUCUUCAAUCUGCGAAAAGUCUUUGCGGAAGUGUCCAUCUCCCAGAUCAGACGCCUAACCAGCAGCGCUCUAACAGGAGAGCCGCUGAAGACUGAUGAAGACGUCAUUGCUCUAAUUCAGGACAUGCUGGGCUCUGGCAUGCUCAAGGGUAUCUUGAAAGUUGAUGGAACGGCCGGUACCUUUCUCAAAUUCGGUGAUACGUCAUCGGUGCUGACAGAACAAGAUUUCGCACGGGAGAUUGCCACCAGGCACAUGCGCAUCACGGCCCUGAAACAACAAUACAAGGAAGUCAACGACCGCCUGAGCGAUAAAAGAGAAUAUAUCAAGUACGUAGCUCUCGAGCAAAAGAGAGCUGAGAAGGAGGGUCAUGAUCCUGGCGUUGGCUUUGACAGCCAGAUUGAGGACGAGGACCUGAUGACCGGCGUUGUCAUGGCAAAUGGUUAG